AUGCUGGCCACUUGCGGAAACGAUGGUGUAUUGCACCGAGACCACAUUUUACACCAAGUCAACACGUUACAGCGAUCACGGACAACCGACCCGAUGAUCAACGCAACCCUUGGAAGAACAGCCAGCCAACAGAGGCCAGUUCUGCAGUUGAAGAGCUGCACGACCGUGCCCUAUCACCAGCAACCUUAUUUCAAGGCGUUGCAGACUCCGAUGGGGCUCAGGAAACCGCUGCAGGAAACGCCGCCACCGCCGGAAGGGUUCAAGGUGAAGCACCGGCACCGCGGCGAAGCAACCGCACCCGGCGACCUCCCGACAAACGCUCAGAAUGCGAAGUCUCUGGAAGCGAUCAAGCGGGCUGCCCUCGUGGUCUGUAUAGACGGCGGGGUGGCAGACGCGGAGCCCUACGAAGUGGCCUGGCCCCGGCAGGUAUGCAGGGGUGGCCCGAACGCCGAACAUGCAGCCAAUCGAUGGUGGGACAAGCCGGUUCAGGUGAUUGUCGGGGAAGACGGAGGGUCGGCACUUCUGUACGAUCACACAGCCUUCGACGGCACCGCGAUGGCUCGAGUCACGAAUCACUGCUACGACUACGCGAAGAAAUCAGGAAGCUUUGAAGCAUCUGAAGACAACGGGGAAGCUGCUCCCCAAAAGCUGGAAUUUGUUCUUGGAACCGAUACCUUAGACGAUAUAGAGAAGGCAAAAUCAUCCCAAGCAAGAUAUACCGGCGACACUGAGAGGCUCAUCUAUCAAUUUUCUAACUAUGGAAAAAAGUUCAUUCAGUCGUCCAACAUGAGUCCGGACGGCUACGUGCACAUGGCCAUGCAACUGGCGGCCUUCAGGACUAUUGGCACCCCGGUCAUCGUGUACGGAACGGCUUCGACUCGCCAAUUCCUUCACGGACGAGCUACGGUAUAUUACCCCUCCUCGGAAGACAGCCUAUCGUUCUGCAGGGUCUUCGACAGCCCCUUAUCAUGCAAAGCAGAGAAAGAACAGAGCUUAAGGAAAGCCGUGGAAAGAUGCAAACAAGACGCCGUUUCCGCAGCGAACGGCCUCGCGGUGUACCGGAUGAUGUAUGGGUUGUUAAGCAUUGCCCUUGAUGAUGGGAUCCCGAUUCAUCCUUUCUUCAAGCACCGCGUUUUUGGGCAUGCGGAUCUGAUAGCCAGCCAGAUGAAUCUUCAAUGCGACGGCUGCACUUUCGAAAAUCCCAGUUUUCCUGGUAGCUACAUGGUAACGUACAACAUCCGACCCGAAUCUUUCAUUUUCGGCCUGAGUUGCAGCAAGUCUUUCCCUGAGAAGAACGCUACCAAGUUCAAGGACGCCAUCGAGAAAGCCCUCACGGAGUUGAGAGAGUGCGUGGACAUAUGUCGUUAA
Molecule: messenger RNA, 1368 nt
Organism: Ixodes scapularis (black-legged tick)
Lineage: Eukaryota; Metazoa; Arthropoda; Arachnida; Ixodida; Ixodidae
Product: carnitine O-acetyltransferase-like
Exons: 8
Coding region: 1-1368 (455 amino acids)
Biological process (GO): carnitine metabolic process, CoA-linked
Cellular component (GO): peroxisome
Molecular function (GO): carnitine O-acetyltransferase activity
Source: RefSeq, a predicted model, not a curated record